UAUUGAGACAAGGAAAUCACAAAUUAUUGGCCAUCUCCACAAUGGUAAACAAGAAACUACUUCCUUUGCUUCUCAUUUGCAUCGCGGUGGCUGUGGCUGUGAUCACAGACAUAGCCACCACCUCGGCAGCACCUAUAGCUGCCGAUGCGACCGUCGAUUGCCACACGGUGAUUAUAAGGCUGAAACCAUGUCUUGGCUACGUGUUAGGUGCCGGAAUUGUACCGUCAGUUUGCUGCAGUGGGAUUAAAUCUCUUUUCAUAGUUGCACAUACCAAAGCUGACCACCAGAGCAUUUGCAACUGCCUAAAGAGCCGUUAUGCCAGCGCUACAAGAGAACAAAUCAGCCGUGCUGCUAGAAUCCCUGGAAUAUGUAAGACCAAGGUUCCUGCCAAGAUUAGUAAAGAUGUUGAUUGCUCAAAGAUCAAUUAAGAGACUCCUUGUGAGUGGAAUAAAUGAUAAUUCUAGCUGUUGCGUUAACCUAUUUAAUUUUUUUUUUUUUUUGAGAGUUCAUGUGUUGCAUCUAAGUUGCUUACAAUUGUAUUGUAUCGUAUUGUUACUUUAAAUACAAUAUUUGUUUUUAUUGUUACUUAAAUUUUAUUGUAUUGUAUUGUUAAAUCUAUCGUUUCGUUAUGACGAAAAGUGUCACUUAAUGGAACGAUGGAUUUAGUUUGGUGA
Molecule: messenger RNA, 674 nt
Organism: Nicotiana tabacum (common tobacco)
Lineage: Eukaryota; Viridiplantae; Streptophyta; Magnoliopsida; Solanales; Solanaceae
Product: non-specific lipid-transfer protein 1-like
Biological process (GO): lipid transport
Molecular function (GO): lipid binding
Source: RefSeq, a predicted model, not a curated record